GCAAUGACCAGUUGAUUGCAGCGCUUCAAGCGAGACUGAAGCGAGCUUUAAGCGAGCUCCGUGCUUGCAGGCAAAGCGAGAAUGCAACUGCGACGGAGAGGCCGCAUUUCAGCUGUGAUCUGAAGGAUCAUGCUGAUGUUUUGGGGCCUCAUCUUGAGGAAGCUUGCGUCACACCGAGCAGAACGACCAGGCUCAACAAUGUUCAGGCCAACUCAACGCCUGCAUCUGGCAUGGAAGAGGUCGAUCGGAAGCUCACAGAGGAGCUGAGCAUGGCGAAGGCGUUAUUGAUGCUGAACAACGUCUCUCUUUGCAUGGACCUAGACGAAGGAGCCGAGGACCUAAGCGCUGCAGAUGUUGUCCGGCUGAAAGGCAAGUUUCGAAGUGACUCGCUGUUUUGCUCGUGCAAGCGCAGAAGGGUGCUGAAAAGGAUGUCUAUGUCUUUAAUGUGUUGUUAG
Molecule: messenger RNA, 455 nt
Organism: Symbiodinium necroappetens
Lineage: Eukaryota; Dinophyceae; Suessiales; Symbiodiniaceae
Source: the annotation of a GenBank genome assembly